Quercus lobata is the source of this 1686-nucleotide messenger RNA. RefSeq names its product zinc finger BED domain-containing protein RICESLEEPER 1-like. NCBI's taxonomy places the organism in Eukaryota, Viridiplantae, Streptophyta, Magnoliopsida, Fagales, Fagaceae. The record is from RefSeq and is a predicted model, not a curated record. The transcript has 5 exons. Gene Ontology annotation, molecular function: DNA binding; protein dimerization activity; RNA-DNA hybrid ribonuclease activity. Bases 1 to 1686 code for a protein of 561 amino acids.
AUGGCACUGCUUCAGAUGGCAGCCCUUCCUGUACAGGUGUGGCGAUUCGGGAUUCUCGUGGUUACUUCAAGCAAAAUACUGCCAUCAACAUUCUCUGUCGAGGUCACAGAAGCUUUGGCGCUGCAAGAUGGUGUGUUGCUUGCUUUGGAGUUAGGCAUCUCUCAUAAUAUUGUCGAAUCUGAUGCCCUCUCAAUUAUCCAAGCUAUUAAUGAAGGUGUUUUGGGAGGAGUGGCAAUAGAGCAGCCUAUGAACUUGCAAGAGCAGCUAGAGAUUCAGGCGUUUCACAAGUUUGGAAAGACAUUGCAAAGCCGAGUUUUAAGGUUUGUUUAUACUCCUUCUCUACACACGAAAGAUGUCCUUGCUGAAGUCCUUGUUAAUUGUUUUUUAGAGUGGAACAUUGAUAGGAAGUUGUCCACAAUAACUGUUGAUAAUUGUAGUACUAAUGAUGCCAUGAUAAGACUUCUCUUGAAUAAGCUUGAUACUAGUUCUCUUAUGUUGGGUGGGUCUAUGUUGCAUAUGAGGUGUGCUGCACAUAUUUUGAAUUUGAUUGUUCAAGAUGAGUUGUCUCUUAUUGGUGAUGGUAUUAAAAGGAUUCGUGAUAGUGUGAUUUAUUGGAUUGGAUCACCAAAAAAGAGGCAGAAAUUUGAAGAAAAUGCACGUCAAUUGCGUGUUCAAUGCACCAAAGAGUUAGUCUUAGAUUGUAAAACUCGUUGGAAUGCAACUUACUUAAUGCUUUCUACUGCAUUGAUUUAUAAAGAUGUUUUCCCACAUUUGGCUAAACGUGAAACAUCUUAUACUUGUUUGCCAUAUGAUUAUGAUUGGGAGUUAGGCAAAGAUAUUUGUGGGAGGUUGGAGUUGUUUCAUAGUGUGACUGAGUUUUUCUUUGGUCGUAAGUACCCCACAACUAAUAUGUAUUUUACUUUGGUGUGUGAGUUGAAAAUUGCAUUGAAUGAAUGGAGUUUGUCUUCAAAUGAGAUGAUAAGUACGAUGGUAGAAAGCAUGCUUGCUAAAUUUAGUUCUUAUUGGGUUAAUGUUAGUGUUGUUAUGGCUGUUGCUGCUAUCUUAGAUCCAAGAUAUAAGAUGAAGUUUUUAGAGUUUUAUUAUCCUAACAUUUAUAGUGAUAAUUCUGAUUUGGAGAUUGAAAAAAUUAAGAAUCUUUACUAUGAUUUGCUUGAAGAGUAUAGAGAUAUAGAUGAGUCUCCUGUAGAUAAUGAAGGAAGUUCUCAUAUUCUUGCAAGUACUUCAAGCCUUGUGGCACAAAUGAAGUUUAGGUUGAGUGGGGCAAUCUCAUCUUUUGAUUUGUUUGUGAACAAUAGUUCAAGUAGUUCAAAGAAACAUGGGAGUGCUAGAAUGGAAUUUGAUCAUUUCAUCGAUGAGGGAGUGUUGAAGAGGAGUGAAGAUUUUGAUAUUUUGGAAUGGUGGAAAAGUAAUGGUCUCAAGUAUCCUACUUUACAAAGGAUUGCAAGAGAUAUUUUAGUCAUUCUUGUCACAACUGUUGCUUUAAAAUCUGCCUUUAGCACUAGUGGGAAACUUUUAAGUCCACACCGUAGUAAGCUACAUCCCAAGACUAUAGAGGCAAUGAUAUGUUCUUCAACUAUGUCUGGAGAUUAUACACUUCAAUCAAUUCUUGAUGAUGGGGAGCCUAAUAAAGAGGAUGGGAGUUGUGUCACAAUUGUGGAUGAUUAG